AAUCCUCCCCUCCUUGUACCGAAAACUCAUGUUCUCUUCAGCAGGCAUUCCCAUUUCAUUCAGUUGUUUUGAUGACUGUCUUCUGAAGUGAAGCUAUAAGACUUGCUGUAUGGAAUCUUGUUCUGUAGCAUGGGAGAAGAGGAAGGACUCCACCAAACACAGUUACUGGACACAAUGUUUGUGCGAGGACUGAAGAGAAAAUGUUUUGAUGGUGAAGAAGAUAUUGAAGGAACACUGGCUGGCUUUAAGGCUAUCCCUUCAUAUAAUCUUCAGCGACAGUCACUUUUAGAUAUGUCUUUGGUCAAACUUCAAUUAUGUCACAUGCUCGUUGAACCUAAUCUUUGUCGUUCGGUACUUAUAGCCAAUACAGUGCGGCAAAUCCAAGAGGAAAUGACCCAGGAUGGGACUUGGCAGAUGAUAAAUACACAGAGUGCAGGACAGACUUCUCUGGAUCGUCUAGUUUCAACAGAUAUCCUUUGCCGUUCAUCCAAGGAACAAGCUGAAGGAAAACUUGUUCCAGUUUACAGUACCUUCACUAAAGACUGUGAGGGUACCCAGUCACAAGAUAAUUCGGAAAUUAUGUCAACAGUUACGUCACCACAAGUUCCAAAAAACCUACAAAGUAACAUGUGGGAAAUGGAGAACCCACAAGAAAAUAGAGGAAACUUUCAAAAAUCAUUAGAUCAAAUAUUUGAGACGUUAGAGAAUAAAAGUCCUAAUACAGUUGAAGAUCUAUUUUCAGAAGUUGACAAUUCUUACUAUGACCUAGAUACAGUAUUAACAGGAAUGAUGAGCAACACAAAAAUGGGACACUGUGAUCUCGAAACAUUUCCUUCUCAGACAUCCACAAAUUCUAACUCUAACUGUAAAUCUGAUCUUAAUGAGCUUGAUCAUAUUGUGGAGAUCCUUGUUGAAUCUUGAAACUGUUAAAUGUGCAGAAAACAAAGAUCCUUCAAGGAAACAGAGGACCUGUGGAAACAAUUUUUAAGAUAGUUUAUUCUAUCUAAACUGCACAUGUAUUUUAUAAAAAAAUAUAUAAAGCGCUUCAUAUUGCAGAACGUUAAUUUUGAAGUUACAUGCAAUUUGUAGUGUCACUGUUUUGUCCAUUUGACUGUAAAUACAUACUGUAGAUUUAAGUUGGAGCCCAAGGCUUUCAGAAUUGAGCUGCCUUUUUUUUUUUUUUUUUUUUUUUUUUUUGCAAAAUUUCUAACUUUUUGAAGGGGGUGUAUGUUCAGUGAGGGUUUCUCUCUUUUGUUUUCCUUCCCCCCCCCCCCUCCCUGCCACCUCCCCCCCCGCCCAAGAGGCAGCAGUUAGAGAGACUGGGUUCUUCUUUACCUCCUGACUCUGGAUCAACACUUCAUUCCUACCACCACUUAAUUCCUUCUCUAUCCACUUCCUCUGUUCUGCUUGCAGUUACUGCAGGCUCUUGAGGAGCAAUAUGCAAUAGUUCCUAUUAUCCUAGUUUUUAGUCUGUUUCUGCGCAAAAAAAAUGGUUUAAAUAUAGUUUUUAAAGUGUUUAUCAAUGUUUAGAUUUUUCCAGCUAUUUUCCUAAAGUAUAUUUUUACUAUAAAUGUCCUGUCAGCUGCUAAUUUAGUAACUUUUAAUCAUAAAUAUUUGCAGUUGAUGUAUUUUUGAAAGACUUUCAAGAAGGGAUUUAUUUUUACCAUGAGCUACCUUAUGUAGUUCAGCAAAGUGUGUAAGUGUAAAUAUACGUUUUAUACGUUACAUUAAAAUGUAAGCGCUGUUUUCAUUGUUUUAUAGAGUAGUACUUUACUAAACUAAGAAUUGUACAAUUAUGCUUUUUAUACAACUUGAGCAUCAUUAGAGGAAAAGCUGAUACAGCUAGGUGCAAUUCCAGUUCAAACCACAUCUUUGUUAAUUUCAGACCUAAAUUAUACAGGUUUUUAUUUAUGUGUAUUUAUAUGUAAAUGUCAUCAAAUGAAUUGUUUAUCAGUCUACCAUCAAAUAGUUGUUUAUAUGAGAACUGUCUUGCGCUAAUUACUACAAAAAGUAUUACUAGAGGCCUUUAAAUCUCUAAUGAUGAUGUGUUCCGAUGUCUUGUCUAGAUUAGUAUGUCCCAGUCUACCUAGACUUUCUUAUCAAACUAUUUUUUGAUUAACAAAGUUAAUAUAAUGUCGGUUAGUAUUUGCUUUCAUUAAGGACUUACACAUUCGUUUUAGAGUGUGUGUAAUUCAUCUUGUCCCUAAGGGCACUUUUGGGGGGGGCAGAAUCAAAUUUGAUGUACCUUUUUUUGCUAUAAAAUGAGCAAUUUUUACCUUGGUAAACUGGUGCUGGGGAAAAAAAUCAAAAUAUAUGAUAGGAAAGGGAGGGAAAGAUGUUGUUCCUGGAACCUUUUGGUAUUGUCUAUAUGGGGAGAAGAGAUUGCAGAUAGUUCAGUAGUUUUCACUAGUGUAUCAAGGGACUGAGAACAACGUGGAAAAAAUAAACGUGUUUUGCGUUUAGCAGACCUUUUUGUCCUCCCACAGGUGAUCUGACACUUCAUGUCUGUCUUGUGAUUCUCAAAUCUCUAUAACUAGGGAUUUUAAGUACAUUCCAGUUCCUCACUUCCAUGAAACUUGUUUCUAAAUAUAAAUACUCUUGUUUCUAGCGUGUAGCUGAAUGUGUCUUUAACUUAAAAUUUUAAUAGUUUAAGUGCUUUUGAAAAUGGCUGGUUGAAAGGCAGCAUUGAGUAGCUAAGCUUUCCCACUACAGUAGGUGGAUGCAUAUUUUUAACUCAAGUUUGUGUCGGACAAUACCGUUGGUAUGUGAGCUUUCAGUGAACACGAAAAUGGUGUGGUUUUUUUGUAUUAAACUUGGACAUGAGGUGGUCUUUA
Gopherus flavomarginatus (Mexican gopher tortoise) is the source of this 2834-nucleotide messenger RNA. It is a transcript of the gene CDCA4, whose product is annotated as cell division cycle associated 4. Lineage: Eukaryota; Metazoa; Chordata; Testudines; Testudinidae. Gene Ontology annotation, molecular function: transcription regulator activity. The transcript is spliced from 3 exons. The record is from RefSeq and is a predicted model, not a curated record. The coding region runs from base 130 to 921 and encodes 263 amino acids. Gene Ontology annotation, cellular component: nucleus.